This is a messenger RNA of Melampsora larici-populina 98AG31, 555 nucleotides long. RefSeq lists its product as uncharacterized. The transcript has a single exon. The record is from RefSeq and is a predicted model, not a curated record. The coding region runs from base 1 to 555 and encodes 184 amino acids. NCBI's taxonomy places the organism in Eukaryota, Fungi, Basidiomycota, Pucciniomycetes, Pucciniales, Melampsoraceae.
AUGGUUACAUUUGCACAAGAACUUAUAGAGUCCAGAAGACUAGCUGAGCAAGCACUAGCUAAUGGAGAGUCAGGCCCUAGUACAAGGAGUAGAUCAAGAAACCGAGACGGAGAUCAAAAUGAAGAAAUAGAAGUUUACAACCAGAACGAAGAUGAUCCUAUCGAAGGAAUUGAGGAAGAUAACGGGGACGACCCAAAGAACGACUUCAACGACGAAGAACUAGAGUAUGUGGAGGAAGAAGAAGAACGGAAGUUAAACAAGACCGACAACAUACCAAUUCCUCCAUACGGGAGAUUAAGGCAACCGAGGGAUUCCCCCGACGAAAUCGAACGACCAAAGGGUUUGGCCAUGAUAAACGUGGAGAGGGAUCUAAGACAAGGUACAGACCAUGACCAAAGUUUCAUCCUGCAUAUAUAUAUACUUUCAUCCUUCUUAAGAUCCUUUCCCCCUUUCCAAAGACAUAACUCCAAAGACAUAACCUACCCCUCUCCCAAUUCCACGUCCUAUCCUCUUUACAACUCCACAUCAUUCCGGACACCAUAUCAACUCCUUUGA